UUCUAUAUGAUCCUCUUACACAAAUCAUCUCCAACCCUCGCCUUACCUGCUAUCUUCCUCUCUUCUGCCUCGUCCACUGGUCCUUGCCUAGCUCCACCGCCGUCCCAACCUGCGUAGUCGCCAGCCCCAAACCAUUUCCGGGCGUCUAGAGAAUCAGAUUGAGAUGCUCUAGUUACCUAAUCAUACACCACCGGCGCUUUUUCAAUAGCAAGCUAGUGCUAACCAAGUCAAGUUAUAUGGUAUUGAAAAAGUUUGGUGACUAGUGUUAACCAAGCAAAGUCAUAUACUCCCUAUAAGCCAGGUCUGAAUUAACGCCGCAUGUCAGCUCACUACUACUUACUAGUGGUCUCGUUGUUGUUGGAAGCAUAGCCAACAGGAAGGAGCAUCAAAUUCUCCGUAGGUCACACUCACACGCGUGCUCGAUCGAGGCUAGCAAUUAGGCCAUGAAGAAGCCCACGCCGGCUCCUCGUUCCGGCAGCGGCCGCGUCGCCGUGGUACCGAUGCUGCUCGUCUUCUGCUUGGCAUACGUGCUGGGCUUGGUCUCCAACGCCACCUUCCUGAACAACAUCCUGUCGCCGUUGCUGAUGCCUGCCCCCCGGUUGCCGGCAACGACGGAAGCUGUACCAUGCAUACUACCGCCGUUGCCCCCUCCCGAGCCGACGCCCCCACCCCCACCACCGCCGACGCCGUCUUCAUCACCUGAGAGACGGCGCAUGGAAAGCGACGGCGCGAUGCACAACAUGAACGACGAGGAGCUGCUCUGGAGGGCGUCCAUGGUGCCGAGGAUCACGAGCACACCCAAGCACGGGAUCGUGCCCAAGGUCGCCUUCCUGUUCCUGGUGAGGGGGGACGUGCCGCUGCGUCCCCUGUGGGACAAGUUCUUCGAGGGCCACGAGGGGCUCUACUCCAUCUACGUGCACACCAGCCCCGACUACACCGGCUCGCCGCCGCCGGACUCCCCGUUCUACGGCCGCAUCAUCCCGAGCCAGAGAACGAGCUGGGGAAACAUCAACCUGAUGGACGCGGAGCGGCGGCUGCUGGGGAACGCGCUGCUGGACGUGGCCAACGCGCGGUUCGCGCUGCUGUCGGAGUCGUGCAUCCCCAUCCUGGGCUUCCCCGCCCUCUACGCCUACCUCACCGGCGCCAACACCAGCUUCGUCGACAGCUUCGACCGCCGGGACGGGCGGGCGCGGCACCGGCAAUUCUUCGCGGACCGCAACAUCAGCCUGGCGCAGUGGCGCAAGGGCGCGCAGUGGUUCGAGAUGGACCGCGCGUUGGCGCUCGAGGUGGCCUCCGACGAGACCUACUACGGCCCGGUGUUCCGGAACGGCAAGCACGGGGUCCGCAACCUGGAGGAGCACUACCCCAUGACGCUGGCGAGCCUGCUGGGCUGGGGCGCCCGCAACGCCAACCGGACCGUCACCUACUCCGACUGGCGGCACCCGGUGGGGCAGCACCCGAAGACCCACAACAGCAGCGACGUCACGGUGGAGCUCUUCCAGGAGAUGAGGCGGGGGUAUGGCGACUGCUACUACAACGGCGUGGUGGCGGAGGUUUGCGCCGUGUUCGCGCGCAAGUUCAAGCCGGAGGCGCUCCACGCCCUGCUCGACCUGGCUCCCAAGCUGUUUGCCUCUGGCUGACAGGACACCUUUUGAGCUCGUUUUCGCAUCACUUGAGUUCUACUCCUAACUAGUUGUCGCGGAAAAAAAGCUCGAUCGAUCGCCUAACUGAUCGAUCUGCACCCGUGCUUACGUUCAACGGUUCAAUAAUCCCUUUUUCCUUCAUUAGUGAUGAAAAGCAACCGGUUAACGUCGACUGCAAGUGCAACGCACGAUCUUAUACUAGGGAGGAAGAGAAGAAUUAGUUUGGAAGGUUAAGUAAACCUUUGUAAGUUUUUGUAGGUGUAGCAUUAUUGCGAAUGUAUAUUACUGAUUUAUAUU
Messenger RNA from Hordeum vulgare subsp. vulgare (domesticated barley), 1940 nucleotides. RefSeq names its product glycosyltransferase BC10-like. The record is from RefSeq and is a predicted model, not a curated record. Bases 444 to 1640 code for a protein of 398 amino acids. NCBI's taxonomy places the organism in Eukaryota, Viridiplantae, Streptophyta, Magnoliopsida, Poales, Poaceae. The transcript is spliced from 2 exons. Gene Ontology annotation, cellular component: membrane. Gene Ontology annotation, molecular function: glycosyltransferase activity.